AUGCGAACAAAUUGCGCUGGUACAAUGAUAUCAGAUAGGCAUGUAUUAACAGCUGCUCAUUGUUUCAUUCGAAAAGAUUGUAAACGUGUUAUAAUAUUUUCGGCACCACUUGAUGAUGUUGCAUGCGUUGCACAACCAAAUGAUAUGAUACCACGUACUUUCAAUUUAUAUUCCAGAGGUUCCGAUCCAACUAAAACAAAACUAAUAACAGCAUUAGCAAAAAUAAAUGUUACACGUAUCGAUUGUAUUCGGGAAAAAUCAAAUCCGGAUGGAAAAGAUGAUCAGUUAUGUAUAUCUGAAUUACAGGAAACAAAUAUGUGUUCGGGUGAUAGUGGUUCCGGAUUAAUGUUCAAAACUGAAAACGGUACAUGGAAUGUUGUUGGAGUUGCUUCCGGUGGAACAGAUUGUCGAAUUAUUAAUAUGGCAAUGAACAUGAAAGAUGAUGUUGACGAUGAGUCAAUAAAUAAUAUUCACUUGGAUGGAGGUAUAUUUAUCGAUGUGCGAGCACACAAUCAAUUCAUCUGUCAAUAUACCGGAUUGUGUUACGCUAAUGAAUUUAAAAAUCGUCAAAAAAUUAAGGCUAUAUUAUUAUGA
Messenger RNA from Cercopithifilaria johnstoni, 594 nucleotides. Lineage: Eukaryota; Metazoa; Nematoda; Chromadorea; Rhabditida; Onchocercidae. The record is from the annotation of a GenBank genome assembly.